Rhopalosiphum padi (bird cherry-oat aphid) is the source of this 1893-nucleotide messenger RNA. RefSeq lists its product as uncharacterized. Bases 39 to 1823 code for a protein of 594 amino acids. Lineage: Eukaryota; Metazoa; Arthropoda; Insecta; Hemiptera; Aphididae. The transcript has 10 exons. The record is from RefSeq and is a predicted model, not a curated record.
CAUCUGCAAUAUAUACACAGCGUUCGGCAGAAACUCUAAUGAGAAGGGCCAGAAAAUCUUCUCUGCCCCUCAUACCAGAUACACUGAAACAACUAGGCAAUUUAUUUGAAAAUAGAGAUCUGAAUCGUUACCAAGUUAAUGAUGAAAUAAUUUAUAAAGGUUGUGUAGAAGAUAAUCUGGGAAAUUAUUCUAUCAUAUUUGCUAGUCAAACUAUGAUUAAUAAUGCACUGACUAUUUGUAAAAGAGAACUACACGCUGAUUGUACUUUUAGAAUAACGCCAUCAAAACCAAAGUCUUACCAACUUUUGGUUCUUCAUGGGAUUAUAAAUAACCAUAGUUUUCCUCUUGUUUAUGCAUUAAUGGAGUCGAAGAAAAAAUCAAGCUAUCAAUCUGUCAUUUCGUUUAUUAAAUCUAAUAUACUCCCAAAUUUUAGACCUCGUAAAAUUAUGACCGAUUAUGAAAGUAGUUUACGAACAACAUUGGUUGAACAUUUUCCUACGGCGAAACCUAUAGGAUGUUGGUUUCAUCACAAUCAAGCUGUCUGGAAAAAGAUGAAAACUUUGGGCUACCUUAAUUUAGUUCAUAAUAAUGAAAACGCCCGAAAUGUACUUAAAAAACUACUAGUAUUACCCUUACUCCCAAAACAAAAAAUUGUUAAGGGAUUUAGAAUAAUCAAGAGGUAUGCAAGAAGAAAUUUAAUAGAUAUGAAUAGUUUAUUCGAUUAUUAUGAAAGAUUUUGGAUACACAGAGUGGGUGUGGAAAUAAUCUCAGUUUGUGAUCAGGCAAGAAGAACAAAUAACCACAUAGAAUCUUUUCAUAAUAAACUAAGAUAUUCAUUUGGGGUAGCUCAUCCAAACAUCUGGGUGUUUUUGAAUAAACUAUGUGAUUUAAUUAGAAACUAUAAUAUUGUAGUUAAUCAACUACAAAAUGGUUUAACUCCGACAAGGAAUACAAGAACUAGAUAUAUUGUCAAUAGUGAGCGCAUUCAACAUGCUACUAGACAACUUAAAUUAGGUCUUAUAAGCACCAAAGAAUUUCUAAACCGGUGUUCUUAUACAGUGGCUUCUUAUGAAGAACGCCAACGACAUUUUGCCAUAAAUAUACAGCAAGCCGAUAACCAGCCGCACAAUACUAGGGACAAUGAACCACUACAUCAACAAGAUGAAACUGUAAAUGUACAACUACAAGAUGAAUCAGAUCAUGCCAAUCAAGAAUAUUUAGUAUCUAGGGAAAAUUCAAAUGAGAGCUUGGAUUCAUUUAUUUCUAGCCCAGGGCAGCAAUUAUUAGAAAAUCUAGAUGAUGCUGUACAAGCUCCUCAUUCAAUUCAUAGUAAUCUACCCUAUACAGAUCAUGAAGACAAUGAAGCUCAAGAUGAACAUCUUGAUUCCAAUGAGAGCUUGGAUUCGUUUAUUUUAAGGCCGAGAAGGCAACGAGUAGUGAUUGAUGAUUCAGACGAUUCACUGUCAACUGCUAAUCAGCUUCUUAAUAGAGCUAUAGUUGAAAAUCCUGAGCCAGAAGAACAUGACUGGGAUGAACGUGAUUUUUUUGUUCCGGAAGACCUGGCGUUAGUUAUGUGGCAGGAAGUAUAUGGUAGGGAUGAUGAACCUCUGGAUAUUCCAUAUGUCCAAGUUAAUACUAACCUCCCUGAAGUAAGUCUUAACACUGAAAUAGUGUGUGUUGUAUGUAGGGAUAAUGCAAGAACACACGCACUUGUACCUUGUGGGCACAAAGUGUAUUGUGAAGAAUGUGUAAACCAGUUACUUGAUAAGCGUUGUCCCCUUUGCAAUACAGAAUACACCUUAGCUAUUCGCAUUUGGGAUUAGUUUUUUUUUUAUUUGUUAUUUAAAAAAAAAGAUUGUAAUUAAGAUAUGGUUUUGUUUGUUGUUUUAACAU